GCGGGAGACCACUCAUGGAAAAGCUGAAGCGAUUGAAUAUGGAGGACUUUGUUAAACUAAAGUUAACAGAACGGCAACUUCUGGAGCUGAUUGACACUUUUGCAGAUUGCGCAGGACUUCGAGGUCCUUCAUAAAGAGGCAUCAGACUAAAUGUUUGACCUGGAGGAGGUUCAGCGAGAAGCUUGUUCAUGCGGCCCAGCGGGGGGGAGCUCCAGGUGCAGACCGAGUCUUUGUCUCAAGGCUCCAAAGACUACAUUGCCCUGAUGGUUCUGCCAGGUCUGAUUCCACCUGCAGUCUUCAGGAUGGGCCGAAAGACCGUGAGGACUACAGUGUCUGACGCCAUGAAGGCCUUCAUCGAUCUUAAGCCUGUCGGAUGGUGGAUACCUUCAGGCAGCAGACCAGACCAUACCCCUACACCCUGGUGUUGGGAGGAGAGGACUGCUGCUCACAGCCAUUCACCGUUCUCAGUGGGCCGGCCCUGGAGCACGACAGCGUUGUCCAAGCUGUACAUGUUUGUUUCAAAUGUUUACUUGUGUUUGAUAUCAAUUUCCCAAAGCAGUGUUUCUCUGCUUGGCUGUUCCUCAAGAAAGGGCUGUCUAUGGAAUGGGGGAAGGGGCUGUGAGAGUCCUCUCCGCUCAAUCCUGGUACUGGUUCUGCCGGGCUUCCCUUCCCUCCAGCAGGCCCAGCAGUACGUCCUGGGCCUCCAGCUUCUUGGUGUCGUCCUGGACUACGUAGAAGAUCCUCCCGAUCAGCAGGGACCGGCGCAGCAGCGAGGCAAAGCUGCCGGCGGCAGCGUCUUUUCCCCCGGGAAGGAACACAGCUUUGCCUUGCUGCUGCGCCUGCUGAUCCAGAUGGGACCGGCCAAAGACAGUGGUGAUCGGGAGGAUCACCACUUAGUGUUUAGUGUUUGCCCCCCAGUAUUAACAACUUCUGUCAUCGUUUGA
Messenger RNA from Perca fluviatilis (European perch), 944 nucleotides. RefSeq lists its product as uncharacterized. NCBI's taxonomy places the organism in Eukaryota, Metazoa, Chordata, Actinopteri, Perciformes, Percidae. Bases 189 to 944 code for a protein of 251 amino acids. The transcript has 8 exons. The record is from RefSeq and is a predicted model, not a curated record.